UGCUUUCAAGUCCUUCUAAAGUCUUUUCGUUUGCAAAAUGCCCUUCGUUUUGAAGACACGAACUCUUGCAGCCCCUCUUACCAAGCAAUUACAAUGUGGAAGACUGUUAUUCGCUGCAUAUCUUCACAGCAAAGCGGACACGGAAGGAGAUAACAUCCAAUUAUUCAAUAACACUUACUCUCGAGACGCCAUGACUAACAUCACUCCAAGCAUUUUGUCCAAAGUCGGACGAAACCUGCACCUUUGUAAAAAUCACCCACUAAGCAUUUUAAGAGAAAGAAUCCAGGAACAUGUUUAUGCGGACUACAGAACUCGCUGGGGCGGCCCCAUGUUUACAAUGGUGGAUAAUUUGUCUCCAGUUGUCACGGUGGAACAGAACUUUGAUAGUUUGCUUGUUCCAAAAGAUCACGUUAGUCGAACGAAGAAUGAUAACUACUACAUAAACGCUGAGCACUUGCUUCGCGCUCACACCUCUGCGCAUCAAAGAGACUUGAUUAAAACUGGACUGGAUGCUUUUCUUGUUACGGGUGAUGUUUACAGGCGGGAUGAAAUCGACAUGUGUCAUUACCCUGUGUUUCAUCAGAUGGAAGGUGUCAGGUUGUUUUCACAGCACGAGCUGUUUUCACAAUAUGAGGAGCCAUUGGAAAUGUUUGAUCAAAGCAGAAGCAAAACCCCUGAGAAACAAGCUGCACACACACUGGAGGCAGUAAAGCUUGUUGAGUUCAGUCUCAAGCAAACACUGGUGAAGAUUGUUGAACACCUGUGUGGAGAGGGAGUGGAAAUGCGCUGGGUUGAUGCAUACUUUCCCUUCACCCAUCCUUCCUGGGAAUUAGAAGUUAAUUUUGAAGGUGAAUGGUUGGAGCUGCUUGGGUGUGGCGUGAUGGCACAGGAGAUACUUGUAAAUGGUGGAGCUGAACACAAGAUAGGCUGGGCAUUUGGUAUUGGACUUGAGCGUUUGGCCAUGAGGCUUUUUAACAUCCCUGAUAUUCGGCUGUUUUGGAGUGAUGAUCCAAGAUUCCUUUCUCAGUUUGAGGGAAACAAAGUUGUUGAGUUCAAGCCGUUCAGCAAGUACCCACCUACUUACAAGGAUGUGGCGUUUUGGAUUCCUGAAAACUUCUCUCCAAAUAACCUGUUUGAUGUGGUUCGUGGGGUGGCCGGUGACAUAGUGGAAAAGGUGGAGUUGGUGGACACAUUCUGUCAUCCCAAGACUCAGAGAGAGAGUCAAUGCUAUAGGAUAACUUACAGGUCCAUGGAUAAGACUUUUACUGACAUUGAAAUUAAUAGUAUUCAGGAUGAGGUCAGGGAAGAAAUUCAGAAGAGAUUAUUGGUAGAACUUAGAUAGAUUACUCCAUCAAUGUCAUUUUGAAAUAGAUGCUUGAUCAAGCUGUGGUGUGAUUUGAAGAAAUUGCACUGGUUUUGCUUUUUUAAGCUCUAUGAUUGGUCCUAAAAAUGUGUGUCAGCCUUUGAACCAAUCAGAUGCUAAACUUGUCAUUUUCCAGCGCUUGAGGCAGGUUAGGUGCAUCUAAUUGAGUUCUCAUUGGCUCCCUGAGAUUCUUUUUUUUGUUCUGAUUGGCUUUUAUGUUUACAUUGCCCUGGAUUUAAAUUUAAGAAACUUAAAAAUUGUACAGUGUUCUAAAACAUCUGCAUUCAAAUUUUGUUCCCUCAUAUAAGUGGGUCACAUUGAACCAAAGAAAUUGUUACUUGUGAAAUAGGCUUUAAAUUUUAUUUCCCACUAAGAAGACAACGUAAACAAGUAUUAGUAGAUUUUGAGUACACUUUGUCCCCCUAACAAAUUGUAUCUUGGCUCCAGUUGUUCAAAGGUUGGAUAACGCUAUCCACUGAAUAAAUUUUAUCUGGUGAAUAGUGCAGUAUAUUUUGCCACACUUAUCUGCUGGAUAGUGAUUUAUCCGUUGGAUAAUGUUAUCAGACCUUCAUACAGUUGGGCCUUGAAGUUUAGAGCCUGUUAAUUUAAGAAAUCCCGAGGAAAACACACUUUGUAUAGUUUCAGAUACAGCUAAUUCCUUAUUGAGUUUGAAUAACAUUCAUAAAUCGUUUGAAAGUAAACCUCUGACGAUACUUAAUUUCACCGUGCAUGUCAAUAUAGGAAUUGUUGAAGUUUACUGGAAAGGAAAGAGAGGAACCAAGAACCAUGCUUUGAAAAAUGCCCCUGUGAAUGUGCAAGGCGAUUCUUAGGAGAUGAUUCCCUUGAAUAUCAUCUAAGAAUUACGAAAUCUCUGAGCUAUUGAGACGUUUUGUAAUUCUUAGGAGAGAACUUCCAUCUACUAUCAUUUAAACUGGAAUAUUUUGUCUGAAGAUUUAAUUUUCUUCUCUACGGAUUCUGUUUCAAUAUCUUAUUUUGGGUUCAUUCUAAGCCCUUCGUGUUUGUCUUUCCCGGUAAAUUAUAUUUGAAACAACCGAGGCAUUGUUAUGUAGCUCUUUCCAACUGCAACAGAUUCUCUCACAUCACAGUCUGGGUUAAUUUUGCUCCCGACAAAUGUAAAAUUGCAUAGGUUCAUCUACCAGCAAACAAAAUAAUUUUCUUUUCAAAUCCUGGACACUUGUUCAAAGCAUGGUUUCGGGGAUCGAUGUCAAAUUUCUUAUGUACCACACACGUAAAUCCCCAUAGGAAUUCGAAAUAAAUAAAUC
Pocillopora verrucosa is the source of this 2646-nucleotide messenger RNA. RefSeq names its product phenylalanine--tRNA ligase, mitochondrial. Lineage: Eukaryota; Metazoa; Cnidaria; Anthozoa; Scleractinia; Pocilloporidae. The record is from RefSeq and is a predicted model, not a curated record. Gene Ontology annotation, biological process: phenylalanyl-tRNA aminoacylation. Gene Ontology annotation, cellular component: mitochondrion; cytoplasm. Gene Ontology annotation, molecular function: ATP binding; tRNA binding; phenylalanine-tRNA ligase activity.